GCUGUCAGUCAGGUGCAAGAGUGCUGGCAGUGAACGUAGCGUGAUUCUCUCGUGGUUCUGAGCUGUUCAAUAGAGACAAUUGGCAUUAGGUUAUAUGAAAUUUCGUAAAAAAUGAUGUCACAAGGCGUUGGUAUAAGCGCAAUGGAUCGUCUGCGUGUAGAUUCACCGGAUCGAAAAACCAUGUGGAAGGAAGAAAAAGAGCGUAAGCUUGCCAAACUGAAGCAGCUGCGCGCAGAGAGAGAGAAACGACGAAGAGACCAACUGUCUAGAGAGGCUCAGGAAGCAGCUGUACGUGCGAGCAAUGCACCGCGAGAUGACCAGCAGGAUUUGGAUAAGAUGCUCUCCUCCCUGGGGGUGGCACCUGUCUCGGAUAAAGAUAAAGAUAAAAGCAGUGGUCCUAUUGAGGAAACUAGAAGCACUAAUCCGCCUGUAGAAGAACCAUCUGCAACCAAGUCUGGUCAGACAGAGGUCCUGUCGAGUAUGUCGAGCAUGUCCUCCGAGCCGGGGCAAGACCUAACGGGUUCGCCAGACAAGAGUCUAGAAGGGAAUGCUACCGCUUCACCAAGAACACCGAGCAAGAGGCCUCCACAGCUCUCAGUCGUAAGUGUACAGGCAACCAACAUCCCUCCUCGUGAAACGGUGACUUACACUAAAGGGGUGCAGACCUCAUCGUCGGGUGAUGGCCACGGAGAUGGAAUCUUAGCUCAAAUUCGAUCUAAAUACCACAAUAUGCACGAAUAUAAUCUAAACCCAGCGCUAGAAUGGGAUGAUGAAUUCACAGUUCUUACUUACGAUGACCCGCAAGCUGAGGAGGAGGACAACUCCUUGACCAUGCUUGACACCCCACCGAUGUUCGGAGGAGGCCACAACCGCCACCUUCCGCCCGGGAUUCUCCCCACGGGUAUGCCGCAGGUGCAGGACGUCAAGCCGGCCCUCGCCACCGAAGCCGAGAAGAAGGUCGAGGAGGAGAAGCCCAAGCCACCCCGUGAGCUGUCGGAUGAAGAGAAGCAGAUGCUGAUGAUGACGGAGGAGUUUCACAGCUUCUUUGACCACUCGACUCGUAUAAUUGAGCGAGCCCUUGCGGAGGACGCCAACAUCUUUGCAGAUUACUCGCAUGACCACGAAGAGGAUGGUGAAGCAAAUGAGAAUGGAGGUGUCAAGUUGUCUCUGAAUCGCUGGUUCUAUGACGAACGAUGGUCGCGUAACCGCUGCAUCACUUGCAUGGACUGGUCUCCUCAAUACCCAGAACUUCUAGUUGCCAGCUACAACAACAAUGAGGACUCCCCUCAUGACCCUGAUGGUGUUGCCCUUGUAUGGAAUACCAAAUUUAAGAAAGAAACACCUGAGUAUAUCUUCCAUUGUCAGUCUCCUGUGAUGUCUGCAACUUUUGCAAGGUUUCAUCCCAAUUUGAUAAUUGGUGGAACAUAUUCUGGACAAAUUGUUCUCUGGGACAACCGUAGCCAAAAGAGAACUCCAGUCCAACGUAGUCCCCUGUCUGCUUCAGCUCAUACACAUCCUGUGUACUGCAUGAAGGUGGUUGGCACUCAAAAUGCCCACAAUCUUAUCAGUGCAAGUACUGAUGGAAAGAUGUGUUCCUGGUCCUUGGAUAUGCUUUCACAGCCUCAGGAAUCAAUGGAGCUCCAGCACAAGCAGUCACGUGCAGUAGCAGUCACAUCUUUAGCCUUCCCUCACGGAGAUGUCAACAACUUUAUUGUGGGUUCUGAAGAAGGAGCUGUAUUUACUGCUUGCCGUCACGGAAGUAAAGCUGGUAUAGUGGAUGCCUAUGAGGGACAUCAGGGCCCAGUGACUGGGGUGAGCACUCAUGCUACCCUGGGACCCAUUGACUUCUCUCAUCUCUUCCUCACUUCAUCGAUUGACUGGACAGUCAAGCUUUGGUCUGUUAAGCAUUGGUCUAUGAAGGUAAGCAUUCAUGUGGAAUCAAAAGAGCUUUUUGAUUGUGGAAACUCAUUUCCGCAAAAGCAUGGAUGUCUGAUUUACACAUUUCUUCUGAGGUUUUUCCUUUGAUCACAACCAAAGUGAACCAUAGGAGGUGGCUGCUGUAUAUCUAAAUGUGUCUAGGAUAUAAUGCAAUAGGGAAUGGUUUUCUGUCACUAUACUGAUCUUGGGAACUAAAUAUUAUUGCUAUGAAUUUGAGGCAAAAACAUCACAUUCUCUUGGUAUGUGGCCUGAGAUAAUUUGGACUUGUACUACAACAGAAUUGGAAAUCUCUAUUCUUACAGUUUGUUGUUGUAGAAUUCUGCUUAUGCUAUGCAUGAUAAUCUUGUGCUUUACUAUCCAUUUCUUGAGAUUGAGAUUUAUCCAAAACAAGGUGGAUAUAUAUUAUCUAGUCAAGAAGUAUAUGUUUUAAAAAGUUGUUAUUUAAGGAGAUAUAUAAACAAAUAAAUUCCUGUAAAAGAUUUGGUGGGAGAUUAAAAUAAAUAUUAAUAGAUACAGUAGAAUAGCUGUAUCUUUAUUGUCUCAUUACAGAAGCUUUUUGCUGUGUAACAGGGUUAAGUUUUAUGUUCAAGUAAUAUUGCAUUAGUUUGUGCCUUAUCUUUUUUUUUAAUUUCUUUCGCAUUGUAUUAGAUGUUAGAUCCCAAUGGAUGUUUUUAUAAUGCUAAUUUUGAUAAUUGAAACCUUUUUCAUUUGGAGUUUUGGGUAAUUUUCACCAUCAAGAGCACUAAAGAUUUAUCCCACCAACCAUAAUUUCCACUCUUUUCUAAAAGUUGUUAGGGUGAAUAUUUCUGUUUGCUCCCCCCCCCCCCCCCCCAGUUAUUUGUUAAUAUUUAAAGCAUUUAGUAUGUCCUACUCUUCAAGGCAAGCAUUCACAAAGCACAGACUUCUCACAAGCAAUUUGAUAAUGCAUUAUAUUACACGUUUUAAUUUUUUCAAGAGUGCCUUCAUUCACAGAUAGGAAGUAUUCUUUGCUUUAGUUCAAUUUUCUUUCAAUGUUUUUGUAUUUGACUCUGGAUUAAGCUG
Molecule: messenger RNA, 2979 nt
Organism: Penaeus chinensis
Lineage: Eukaryota; Metazoa; Arthropoda; Malacostraca; Decapoda; Penaeidae
Gene: sw
Product: cytoplasmic dynein 1 intermediate chain 2-like
Exons: 17
Coding region: 112-2025 (637 amino acids)
Biological process (GO): transport along microtubule
Cellular component (GO): cytoplasmic dynein complex
Molecular function (GO): dynein light chain binding; dynein heavy chain binding
Source: RefSeq, a predicted model, not a curated record